AAACCAAUCACCCUUACAUGAUUCCAACCCCUCUUAAACCCUAGCAAGUCAUCUUCCUCACUCAAAACCCUAGCUCAUUUCUUUCUUUCUUUCAACUAAAUUGUAAAAUUUAAAUUUAAAACAUUAAAUUAACAAUUAUCAACAUGGCAUCAAUGCAAAUUAAAAAAAAUUACCGGAGCGUGCCGUCGCUACAGCAAUUCUACAGCGGCGGACCGUUCGCAGUCUCGUCGGACGGUUCAUUCCUCGUCUGCGCUUGCGGCGAGGCAAUUAAGAUAGUUGAUACUGCAAAUGGUGCCGUUAAGGGGACAAUUGAAGGCGACACGGAGGCCGUUACAGCUUUGACACUUAGUCCUGAUGAUAAACUGCUGUUUUCUGCUGGUCACAGUAGGCAAAUUAGGGUUUGGGAACUUUCUACUAUGAAAUGCGUGCGGUCUUGGAAGGGACACGAGGGACCGGUGAUGGGCAUGGCUUGCCAUGCGUCUGGCGGUUUGCUUGCAACUGCAGGAGCUGAUAGGAAAGUUCUUGUUUGGGAUGUUGAUGGUGGCUUCUGUACUCAUUUCUUUAAAGGUCAUAAAGGGGUUGUUGCCACUGUUAUGUUUCAUCCUGAUGGUACUAAGAUGCUUCUUUUCUCUGGAAGUGAUGAUGCCACUAUACGAGUUUGGAAUCUUGUAUCCAAAAAGUGUGUAGCAACAUUAGAUAAACAUUUUUCAACAGUGACCUCUUUGGCAGUAUCUGAAGAUGGGUGGACAUUACUCAGUGCAGGAAGAGAUAAGGUGGUGAACUCGUGGGACCUCCAUGACUAUGUCUGCAAGAUUACAAUUCCAACUUAUGAGAUGGUGGAGUCACUUUGUAUUGUUCAUUCUGGAAGCCAGUUUUCUUCAAUUUUGGGUUCAUACAGUCAGCUGACUAGGAAAAGCAGAAAGGGUUCUUCAGAAAUGUAUUUCAUUACAGUUGGUGAACGUGGGAUUGUACGUAUAUGGAACUCAGAAAGUGCAGUGUGCCUUUACGAGCAGAAGUCCUCAGAUGUAACUGUCACUUCGGACACAGAUGAGUCAAAAAGAGGGUUCACUGCUGCUGUGAUCCUUCCUUCAGAUCAAGGAUUCCUUUGUGCGACUGCCGACCAGCAAUUUUUAUUCUAUUCACCAGUGGGGCAGCCUGAAGAGAAGUUCAAGUUAGAAUUGAGCAAGAGGCUUAUUGGUUACAAUGAAGAAAUUCUGGAUAUGAGGUUUUUGGGCGAGGAGGAGAAAUUUCUUGCUGUUGCCACAAAUAUUGAACAGAUUCGAGUGUAUGACUUGGAGUCUAUGUCCUGCUCCUUUGUAUUGCCAGGUCAUUCUGAAAUUAUUUUGUGCCUUGACACCUGUGUAUCAAUGUCUGGAAGGACGCUUAUUGUAACAGGAAGUAAGGAUAACACUGUAAGAUUGUGGGAUUCAGAAAGCAGAACUUGCAUUGGUGUCGGAACGGGUCACAUGGGAGGUGUUGGUGCUGUUGCAUUUUCAAAGAAGGGAAAAAAUUUCUUUGUUAGUGGUAGCAGUGAUCGUACCAUGAAGGUAUGGAGUUUGGAUGGCAUCUCAGAUGUUGUUGACCAGCCUGUUAAUUUGAAAGCAAAAGCAGUUGUGGCAGCUCAUGAUAAAGAUAUAAAUUCAAUCGCAGUUGCACCAAAUGAUAGUUUAGUUUGUAGUGGGUCUCAGGACCGGACUGCCUGUGUGCGGAGGCUUCCAGAUCUAGUAUCUGUAGUUGUACUUAAAGGGCAUAAAAGAGGAAUUUGGUCUGUAGAGUUCUCACCAGUUGAUCAAUGUGUCAUUACAGCUUCUGGUGAUAAGACAAUUAAAAUAUGGGCUAUAGCUGAUGGAUCUUGCUUAAAAACAUUUGAAGGGCAUACAUCAAGUGUUUUAAGAGCAUCAUUUCUUACUCGCGGCACCCAAUUUGUUUCAUGUGGUGCUGAUGGUUUGGUAAAGCUAUGGAUUGUAAAGACAAAUGAAUGCAUAGCCACAUAUGAUCAACAUGAGGAUAAGGUUUGGGCCUUGGCUGUAGGGAAACAGACAGAAAUGUUUGCCACUGGUGGCGGUGAUGCCCUUGUUAAUUUGUGGUAUGAUUCAACUGCUGCGGAUAAAGAGGAAGCUUUUCGUAAAGAGGAGGAAGGGGUUUUAAAAGGUCAGGAAUUGGAAAAUGCUUUGGUAGAUGCUGACUACACUAAAGCUAUACAAAUAGCAUUUGAACUUCGCAGGCCUCGUAAACUUUUUGAGUUAUUUGGGGAACUUUGCAGGAAGAGAGGUUCUGUCAAUCAGAUAGAGAAUGCUCUUCGCGCUUUUGGAAAUGAAGAAAUCCGUGUACUUUUUGAGUAUAUUCGUGAAUGGAAUACAAAGCCAAAGAUGUGCCAUGUUGCACAAUACGUUCUCUUUCAAAUUUUUCAAAUUCUUCCUCCAACAGAGAUUCUUGAGAUAAAAGGUGUUAGGGAACUUCUUGAAGGUCUAAUCCCAUAUUCCCAAAGGCAUUUCAGCAGGGUAGACCGACUUGUAAGAAGCACAUUUUUGUUGGACUAUACUCUAACUGGAAUGUCAGUUAUUGAGCCAGAUACUAAAGAUGCGGAACCUAAUUAUGAAUCUCACGAAUCCUCUAAUGCUAAGAACAAAGAAAGCUUGGUCUUAACAGAUCAAGCUGAGGAAGAGCAGCAACCAACUCCAGAAUCGUUUGAAGAGAAGGUUCGAUCAAAGAAAAGAAAAUCGAAGAAAGCUACAGAUGGUUCACAUAAGAAAGUCAAGGGCACAGCUUACACAAGUGUAGCUGCAAUUUCACUGCCGGCAUAGAACAGUUGAGGAUUCUUGUACUCCGUCACAGCUGCAAUUUUGGUUACUUGGAGAUUAUGCUCCGGGGGUCAUGGAGAAAGCAAUUUUGGCCGUGUAAAUCAUAGAAAAUCUCUUCCAUUUUCCUCUCAAGCAACAAUGUAGGAUCCUCAAAUUGUUUCAUAGAUAUAAUUUAUUUGAUUCCUGGAACUCCUUGUAACAUAGAUAUUGUAAGGAAAUUUUAUGUAUCCCUACAAGAGAGUGAUCAGUAUACUUUAAAUUUGUGCCUUCUUACA
Messenger RNA from Mercurialis annua (annual mercury), 3076 nucleotides. Its product is annotated as protein TORMOZ EMBRYO DEFECTIVE. The record is from RefSeq and is a predicted model, not a curated record. The coding region runs from base 144 to 2804 and encodes 886 amino acids. Gene Ontology annotation, biological process: endonucleolytic cleavage in 5'-ETS of tricistronic rRNA transcript (SSU-rRNA, 5.8S rRNA, LSU-rRNA); endonucleolytic cleavage to generate mature 5'-end of SSU-rRNA from (SSU-rRNA, 5.8S rRNA, LSU-rRNA). Gene Ontology annotation, cellular component: nucleolus; 90S preribosome; small-subunit processome. NCBI's taxonomy places the organism in Eukaryota, Viridiplantae, Streptophyta, Magnoliopsida, Malpighiales, Euphorbiaceae. Gene Ontology annotation, molecular function: U3 snoRNA binding; protein binding. The transcript is spliced from 14 exons.